GAGUUUAUGACUUUGUGACUGUGGUAGCUAGUGACGACCAAAACAUUGGUCAACGUGUGGUUGCUUUUGAGAAUCAAUUGACAGAAUUAUCCUUAUUUUCUUUCCCCCCAAAAUGAAUACUCACUUAUGAAAGUGUUUGGAGCAAUAGUAGAGGACAACAGCAAAGACAAACGAAGCAGAUAUAUGUACAAAUAGCUAGCUAUCAAGACUCUCUCCCCUAGAGAAGGGACCAGUGCCAGGCAAUCAUGGGACCCUCAGUACUCUUUCCGCUUCUCCACCGCUUGUCCUCCCCCUUACGAACCGUCACCCCAACAUGGGGACGAUGGCUCCUCCACCAGCUACCCCCACCAUCCUGCACUCACACCCCUUGUAUCACCUCAUUCCCUGGGCUUAACUCCCAACACAUCCGCGGUAUGUGUGUGGAAUCCACCCUCAGCCACAUCAAGGAGCUGAGUCCACCAGAGCAGAGGCUGUUGAAUAAGCUGUAUGAAGGACUGAUCUCAGGUCAGCGGGCCAGUCUGGCUGAGUCCAUUACCCUGGUGGAGACCCAGCAUCCUAGAAAGAAAGAGCUGGCCCAGGUCCUGCUGCAGAGAGUACUGGCCCACAGGAAGGAGCAGGAGAAACAGAACAGAGGGAAACCCCUGGCCUUCAGAGUAGGUCUGUCUGGCCCACCCGGAGCUGGGAAGUCCACCUUCAUCGAGGUGGUGGGGAAGAUGCUCACGGGACAAGGACAUAAAGUCUCUGUUCUGGCUGUCGACCCCUCAUCAUGCACUACAGGAGGGUCUCUGAUGGGUGACAAGACUCGUAUGACUGAGCUCUCCAGAGACAUGAGUGCUUUCAUCAGACCCUCCCCCACCUCUGGAACACUGGGAGGAGUCACCCGGACCACCAAUGAGGCCAUAGUACUGUGUGAGGGGGGUGGCUACGACAUCGUUCUGGUAGAAACUGUAGGUGUAGGCCAGUCAGAGUUUGCUGUGGCUGACAUGGUGGACAUGUUUGUGUUGCUGAUCCCACCAGCAGGGGGCGAUGAACUACAGGGCAUUAAGCGAGGCAUCAUAGAGAAGGCAGACCUGGUGGUGGUCACUAAAGCAGACGGAGACCUGUUAGUUCCAGCCAGGAGAAUCCAGGCAGAGUAUACCAGCGCUCUGAAACUGCUCAGGAAGAAAUCAAAGUCCUGGAACCCUAAGGUAGUGCGUGUGUCAUCCCAGACAGGCGAGGGUGUAGCAGAGCUGUGGGGUAAGAUGGAGGCCUUCCGCUCAGCCACCCUGUCCAGUGGGGACUUCCAGGACAGACGUAGGGCCCAGCACAAGGUGUGGAUGUGGAGCCUGAUCCAAGAGAAUGUCCUGAGGCACUUCCAGGAACACCCUGCCGUCAGGGAGGAGCUACCCCAGCUAGAGGACAGGGUCACCAGGGGAGCUAUAUCACCGGGCCUGGCGGCUGAUCUGUUACUGAAGGCCUUCACCUCUUCUUCAUCAUCCUCCUACUCACAGUGACCUAGCUGAAGUGGAGAUCAAAUACCAACAGCAUUAUCCAUAUACUGUAAUAUUGAUUACACUUCUCGCCUUGUCUCUUAGGUCACUGCUCUGUAAGGACGAUUGAUUGUUGAUGAGAGAAGGAAAGGAAUUCUAGGUCUUGGUCCCCCUCCCAAUCUCACACACAACACACUGCCUUCAAAUUGAAACACUGACCUACUUACUCAUACAAGAGACUUGACAUUGCAGUUUAUACUUGAAGAGUAUCAAUGGAUGCAGUUUUAUAGAUUUUAUCAUAAUCAAUGAGUUGAAUAAAUUAUUAAAUUAAUUAUAUAGUGGUGGGUGUUUUCUGUUGCUGAAAUGUUUGUGCGGGGACGUAGCUGCUGAACCAGGACUAGGAAGCUUUGUGUGGGGACGUAGCUGCUGAACCAGGGCUAGGGAGAUUGGAAACCCAAAUUGGUCUACACGGACAAGUUCUGGCCUGGUUUAGAUCUUAUCUGUCGGAAAGAUAUCAGUUUGUCUCUGUGAAUGGUUUGUCCUCUGACAAAUCAACUGUACAUUUCGGUGUUCCUCAAGGUUCCGUUUUAGGACCACUUGUUUUCACCAUAUAUUUUACCUCUUGGGGAUGUCAUUCGAAAACAUAAUGUUAACUUUCACUGCUAUGCGGAUGACACACAGCUGUACAUUUCAAUGAAACACGGUGAAGCCCCAAAAUUGCUAGAAACCUGUGUUUCAGACAUAAGGAAGUGGAUGGCUGCAAACUUUCUACUUUUAAACUCUGACAAAACAGAGAUGCUUGUUCUAGGUCCCAAGAAACAAAGAGAUCUUCUGUUGAAUCUGACAAUUAAUCUUAAUGGUGGUACAGUCGUCUCACAUAAAACUGUGAAGGACCUCGGCGUUACUCUGGGCCCUGAUCUCUCUUUUGACGAACGAGGACAGCUUUUUUCCAUCUUACGUAACAUUGCAAAAAUCAGAAACUUUCUGUCCAAAAAUGAUGCAGAAAAAUGAAUCCAUGCUUUUGUUACUUCUAGGUUAGACUACAGCAAUGCUCUACUUUCCGGCUACCCAAAUAAAGCACUAAAUAAACUUCAGUUAGUGCUAAAUACGGCUACGAGAAUCCUGACUAGAUCCAAAAAAUGUGAUCAUAUCACUCCAGCGCUUGCCUCCCUACACUGGCUUCCUGUUAAGGCAAGGGCUGAUUUCAAAGUUUUACUGCUAACCUACAAAGCACUACAUGGGCUUGCUCCUACCUAUCUCUCUGAUACCUACACCUCUGAUACCUACACGUACGCUACGGUCACAAGUGCCAGGCCUCCUAAUUGUCCCUAGAAUUUCUAAGCAAACAGCUGGAAGCAGGGCUUUCUCCUAUAGAGCUUCAUUUUUAUGGAAUGGUCUGCAUACCCAACCUUUAAGUCUUUACUGAAGACUCAUCUCUUCAGUGGGUCAUAUGAUUGAGUGUAGUCUGGCCCAGGAGUGUGAAGGUGAACGGAAAGGCUCUGGAGCAACGAACCGCCCUUGCUGUCUCUGCCUGGCCGGUUCCCCUCUUUCCACUGGGAUUCUCUGCCUCUAACCCUAUUACAGGGGCUGAGUCUCUGGCUUGCUGGUGCUCUUUCAUGCCUUCCCUAGAGGGGUGCAUCACUUGAGUGGGUUACUGAUGUGAUCUUCCUGUCUGGGUUGGCGCCCCCCCCCCCCCUUGGGUUGUGCCGUGGCGGAGAUCUUUGUGGGCUAUACUCGGCCUUGUCUCAGGAUGGUAAGUUGGUGGUUGAAGAUAUCCCUCUAGUGGUGUAGGGGCUGUGUUUUGGCAAAGUGGGUGGGGUUAUAUCCUUCCUGUUUGGCCCUGUCCGGGGUAUCAUCGGAUGGGGCCACAGUGUCUCCUGACCCCUCCUGUCUCAGCCUCCAGUAUUUAUGCUGCAAUAGUUUGUGUCGGGAGCUAGGGUCAGUUUGUUAUAUCUGGAGUACUUCUGUCUUAUCCGGUGUCCUGUGUGAAUUUAAGUAUGCUCUCUCUAAUUCUCUCUUUCUCUCAUUCUUUUCUCUCUCGGAGGACCUGAGCCCUAGGACCAUACCUCAGGACUACCUGGCAUGAUGACUCCUUGCUGUCCCCAGUCCACCUGGCCGUACUGCUCCUCCAGUUUCAACUGUUCUGCCUGCGGCUAUGGAACCCUAACCUGUUCACCGGACGUGCUAACUGUCCCAGACCCGCUGUUUUCAACUCUCUAGAGACAGCAGGAGUGGUAGAGAUAUUCUUAAUGAUCGGCUAUGAAAAGCCUACUGACAUUUACUCCUGAGGUGCUGACUUGCUGCACCCUCGACAACUACUGUGAUUAUUAUUAUUUGACCAUGCUGGUCAUUUAUGAACAUUUGAACAUCUUGGCCAUGUUCUGUUAUAAUCUCCACCCGGCACAGCCAGAAGAGGACUGGCCACCCCUCAUAGCCUGGUUCCUCUCUAGGUUUCUUCCUAGGUUUUGGCCUUUCUGGGGAGUUUUUCCUAGCCACCGUGCUUCUACACCUGCAUUGCUCGCUGUUUGGGGUUUUGGGCUGGGUUUCUGUACAGCACUUUGAGAUAUCAGCUGAUGUACGAAGGGCUGUAUAAAUAAAUUUUAUUUUAUUUUAUUUGGGGACGUAGCUGCUGAACCAGGGCUAGGAAGCUUUGUGUGGGACCGUAGCUGCUGAACCAGGGCUAGGAAGCUUUGUGUGGGGGCGUAGCUGCUGAACCAGGGCUAGGAAGCGUUGUGUGGGGAUGUAGCUGCUGAACCAAGGCUUGGAAGCUUUGUGUGGGGACGUAGCUGCUGAACCAGGGCUAGAAAGCUUUGUUUGGGGACGUAACUGCUGAACCAGGGCUAGGAAGCUUUGUGUGGGGACGUAGCUGAUGAACCAGGGCCAGGAAGCUUUGUAUGGGGACGUAGCUGCUGAACCAGGGCCAGGAAGCUCUGUGUGGGGACGUAGCUGCUGAACCAGGGCUAGGAAGCGUUGUGUGGGGACGUAGCUGCUGAACCAAGGCUUGGAAGCUUUGUGUGGGGACGUAGCUGCUGAACCAGGGCUAGAAAGCUUUGUUUGGGGACGUAGCUGCUGAACCAGGGCUAGGAAGCUUUGUGUGGGAACGUAGCUGCUGAACCAGGACUAGGAAGCUUUGUGUGGGGACGUAGCUGCUGAACCAGGACUAGGAAGCUUUGUGUGGGGACGUAGCUGCUGAACCAGGGCUAGGAAGCUUUGUGUAGGGGGCGUAGCUGCUGAACCAGGGCUAGAAAGCUUUGUGUGGGGACGUAGCUGAUGAACCAGGGCCAGGAAGCUUUGUAUGGGGACGUAGCUGCUGAACCAGGGCCAGGAAGCCAUGUGUGGGGACGUAGCUGCUGAACCAGGGCUAGGAAGCUUUGUGUGGGGGCGUAGCUGCUGAACCAGGGCUAAAAGCGUUGUGUGGGGACGUAGCUGCUGAACCAAGGCUUGGAAGCUUUGUGUGGGGACGUAGCUGCUGAACCAGGGCUAGAAAGCGUUGUUUGGGGACGUAGCUGCUGAACCAUGGCUAGGAAGCUUUGUUUGGGGACGUAUCUGCUGAACCAGGGCUAGGAAGCGUUGUGUUGGGACGUAGCUGCUGAACCAGGACUAGGAAGCGUUGUGUGGGGGUGUAGCUGCUGAACCAAGGAAGCUUCUGAACAUGACAACUUUUAAUACAAGUGUCAUAUCAUUCCUGUUGUCCUGGUAAAGUUUUACAUUUAAUUCAGACAAAAUUACCACAUUUUUGCAAUGAUGCCUCUUGACCACCAGAUGUCCCCAUAACUUCACAACCUCAUCUAAACCAUUAUCAUAAUGACUGGCCCGAGAGCCAGCCUCCACCCCUCCACCGCUCCUCCCCUCAGGAUGUGCUGGGUGACAGGUCACAGAGAGGCUGCUAGGACACCAGAUCCUUCUUCCCUGGAGCUCUGAGGACACCAUGGUAAUCCUUCACAUCCAUCCUCCAUGCCAGUCAGAGCCUGGCUUCUAGCAGUUACUAGGCUACCUACCUACCGCUGGGCAGAGGAAUGAUCAAAGAGACAGUAGUAUUAUCAUAAGGCGUCCAUUACACCAGCCCAGGGCGCAGUAGGCAUCAACCUCUGGAAAUAAAUAAAAUAAAUAAAAAACAGUGGGAAUUGCCCUCAUUGUACAACGCCAGUCUAAAGUUUGUAAAGGACAGUCUGUACAUAGUGGGGAGAAAACUGCUUCUAUGCUGCAGUCCAAAGCCACAAACCUAUGUUUGUUGUUUGGAAAGAAUCCCUAGAUUCUUAGUCAAAUCCGUCCCAGUCCCCCCGAUUAUUCCAUCCACUUCAAUCUUUCCUUGAUCGUUUACAUCUGUCUGUUCCGGAGAAGUGAGCCCCAGCCUCCAGAGUCUCUCUGCUCGCAGGUUGGUGGUCGUUUGCUCCUGUCUGCGCCUGGAGGAAGACUGCCCCCUGAAUGCAGAUGGAUUCAUUAGGCUUGAGUAACACCCUUCCCCUUCAUCACGCUGUCUCUCUCUCACACACACACACACUGUACUGCUCUAGGGAACAGUCAGUCCUAGCUUCAUCUCUGGAC
Messenger RNA from Oncorhynchus masou masou (cherry salmon), 6014 nucleotides. Its product is annotated as methylmalonic aciduria type A homolog, mitochondrial-like. Gene Ontology annotation, molecular function: GTPase activity; GTP binding. The record is from RefSeq and is a predicted model, not a curated record. Bases 246 to 1493 code for a protein of 415 amino acids. The transcript is spliced from 7 exons. NCBI's taxonomy places the organism in Eukaryota, Metazoa, Chordata, Actinopteri, Salmoniformes, Salmonidae. Gene Ontology annotation, cellular component: cytoplasm.